CCUUGACUCUUUUAUUCUUCAUCCUCUCCUUGAAAAGUGUUUCUCAAUCUCUAUCUAUGUAUGUAAUGAACCAUCCCUUGGGUGUUUCUUCAACCUUACCUUCAAGAUAAUAAAACACUAAUCAGAUCAAACAAUUCAAGAUAAUAAAAGGACAAAUAGGGUAAAAAAAACAUGCAUCUCUUUGAUGUGGGCUUUAUCAAGCUACAUUUUAAUUCAGUGGAGGUAAACUAUUUAACUUCAGUACAACAAAAUGAGAGAUGAAGAUGAAGAAACUAGAAGUUCCUUAUUCCAACAAUUGGCAUCUAGACAUGGGAACAAUCAAGGGAAACACAAGUGGAAAAGUGAGGGGAACAAUCAAGGGGAACAAUCAAGGGAAACACUGAGUGAUAAAUUCUGGAUAGGCAAGAUGAAUAGCAAUGGUUUUGGAUCAAAUAUUAUGGUUCUUGAUGGCAAGAACUGGGCUCGAUGGAGUGCCUUGAUGAAAUCUUUAUUUGGAGCACAAGAAGUAAGUAAAAUUGUGCAGGAUGGCAAUGAGGAUUUGGUGAGGAAUCCAACUGAUGCCUUCUCGUAUUUUUUUAAUCAUGGUUAUGUUAAAAUAAGUUGCUUGUAGUAAACUUGCAUUUGUUUAUAGUUUAGAUUAGAUACUCAUUCUUUUCUACUCGCAUUCAUAUUUUUAUUAUUCACAAGUGAAUUGGUCUACUGCUAGACAAGUUUAAUAAUUCAAAACUCUUAUUGUGCAUUUUGUGCUAA
Messenger RNA from Cicer arietinum (chickpea), 750 nucleotides. Lineage: Eukaryota; Viridiplantae; Streptophyta; Magnoliopsida; Fabales; Fabaceae. The record is from RefSeq and is a predicted model, not a curated record.